Molecule: messenger RNA, 3391 nt
Organism: Gigantopelta aegis
Lineage: Eukaryota; Metazoa; Mollusca; Gastropoda; Neomphalida; Peltospiridae
Product: fibulin-1-like
Exons: 20
Coding region: 32-2386 (784 amino acids)
Molecular function (GO): calcium ion binding
Source: RefSeq, a predicted model, not a curated record
CGCAUCUAGCCCGUGUAGAGACAUAUCUGGAAUGGGCUGUCAACAAGGAUGUAAAGUGUUUGAAGGACAACCUUAUUGCUUUUGUGCAAUUGGAUACGAGCUCAAUUCAGACAACAAGACCUGCAAGGACGUAGACGAGUGCUCCGGUGAUGACAGUGUUUGUAAUCACGUGUGUAGGAACACUAAUGGUGGAUUUACGUGCUCCUGUUUCGAAGGUUAUAAACUACAGCCAGACGCAACAUCAUGUCGAGCGUGUGACUCCACACAUUACGGACACAACUGUGACAGCGUCUGCGCGUGUGACAACCUCGACCACUGCGACACGAUCCGCGGCUGUAUAUGUCUCGACGGCUGGUCCGGCGUCAACUGCACCGACGACGUCAAUGAGUGCUCCGACCCACGACAACGUCCGUGUUCUCAAGAACAUGAAGAUUGCCACAACACGAUCGGUUCCUACUUGUGUCGGUGUGAGGUCGGCUACCAAAGGGUUAACGAAACCUGUACAAAUAUCAACGAAUGUUUGACGUCAUCAAACAACUGCUCCAACAACACCGAGUGCAUAGACACCGAUGGUGGUUUUCUGUGUCGUUGUCGUCGUGGUUACACUGAACAUGACUCAGUCUGUGAAGACAUCGACGAGUGCAUGCUGGGUAUUCACGGGUGUCAACAGAACUGUACGAACUACGAAGGCGGUUACAGCUGCGACUGUGACGUCGGCUUCAGGCUGAAACACGACAGAAAGACCUGCGAGAGAGUUCCAGAAGAUGACCCGUGCGUGGGGUCUAACACCACGUGCAGUGACCCCGCCUACUGCACAGCCGUGGGAGGUCAGCUGACUUGUAAAUGCCCUUCAGGGUAUCGCCUCAAUCCAAACCAAACAAGUUGCUAUGCGCCGGAUCCAUGUGUGUCCAACCCGUGUAAAGGUCCGCCAUAUUCUUUCGCCUGCGAUUCCAAGUCGGCGACCUUCACGUGUUCCUGUAACCAUGGAUACAAGCUGCAGAAUGACAUGGUGACGUGUGCAGCGUGUGACAAAUUCCACUGGGGGGCGAACUGUUCUGUUCCCUGUAACUGCCAGAACGGCGCUACGUGUCAUCACAAAGAUGGCUGCCAGUGUACAUCCGAUUGGAAAGGCGAUACGUGUGACGAGGAUGUUGAUGAAUGCCGGGACAGGUUAACCUGUCCGAAUGCAUCCUGUAACAACACACGUGGGUCGUUUUACUGUUACUGUAAGAAAGGAUUCGUGUAUACGAACAACACCUGUCAAGAUGUGGACGAAUGUUCCGAGAAAACACACUCGUGUGACGUCACACAACUCUGUUCUAACAGCCUAGGUUCCUAUGCAUGUUCUUGUCGCACGGGCUGGGUUCACGUUAAUCGCACCUGCAUCAAACAAGCACCGACAGAAACCACCACAACUCGAGUAACAGAACUAUCAGUAUCGGUUGAGAUUACACUGAGCGCGGACUACAAGGCAGAUUUCUCUGACCCAGACUCCAGUGAUUACCAGGAGUUUGUCCUGCAGUUCCAGCGAGCGAUGGAGGCCAAACUGCAAGUGUUAUUGACACAUUUCAUACGCCUGAUUGUUACCAAAAUAUCGAGAGGUAGCACAGUGGUUGAUUUCGACGUAUAUAGUGACGGGUCGGCCAGUGUGACGUCACGGGAGCGGCAAAUAGCCCUGGCGCUGUCGUCUAUCUAUUCCACGGGGUCCUUGUUGCUAGGCAACGAAACUGUGAACAUCACAAAACAACCUACCAUAAUAUCGGACGGAAAGACUGAAAACGUUGUGUGUCUAUUGUGCGACAUAGAUGAAGAAUGUAUAGAAACGGACAAGAAUAAUUUCCAAUGCAGACAAAAGGAAUCAGAUACGAGUCUUCUAAUGGGGCUGGCUAUAGGAAUCCCAGUGUCCAUCGCGGUGGCCGCCAUUGUAGCUAUGUUGAUCGUCUGCGCGAGGAGGAAGAAGACGUACCAGAAACACCUACUGACAGACGACGAUCCCAGCAGAGACCCAACGCACGUUCGUCAAGCCUUUGGCAGCAUCAGCACGGCAUUUUCCGGAGGAAGUUACGAAAACAGCUUCGGUAAACGACUCGGCCGCUAUAACUGGGAGACGUUCGGCGAGUUCAACGUAUUUCCCCGAGUACAACCGACGGAACAAGCGGCGCAAUACGACAACACAGUGCCGGUGACGUGGGGAAGCUCCCUGUGGCAGAAUGGAUCUCAAGAGGCAGGGAACGAGGUGAAAGGCAGCCCUGGAAAGUUCUCCUUGGAUUUCGUAGCUAACAAUCUGGAUUCAGAUAGAGAGUUCAAAAUACAACGACCUCGAUUACUUAGCGAACCAAACAUUGUCUUCGAGACCUCGAAAUCACCAGACGACUUUUCCGUGUGAAUUCUACCAAAGAAAUCAGAGACCCCGAGAACGUGUUGUUUGUCAUGCACCGACAUUUAGUGUAUUUGGUGUACAGAACAAGAAGUGAGAUCGUAUGGUGGUGUGGAUUUUUGUUUUGUUUGUCCUAUGAGAGAUGGAUAUGCCUUAUGGGAGAUAACUCUGUUACAAAACUGUUAUAAAUUUUAUAUUAAUAUGAUUUUGUAUUCCUUUCUUUUUUUUGUUAUCUCCUUAACACCCAGAAACCGGUGUGUUGAUUUAUUAGGCAAUCCAUUCAUUUAUUCAUCCAUUUAUUCAUCCAUCCAACCAUCCAUUCACCCAUUACUUUGUUAUUCAUUUUUUAUCUCGGUGACUGAGACAUUACAUUUUCACUGUUUUUACAUUGAAAUACGUGCAUUGAAUAAUGUUGAAUAAUCACAAUCAUAAUACAGGGGUCGAAAUUGACCAGCUCAUCGGUCCAGCAAGCUACAAAUUUUGCCGGUCCAAAUCAAAACCCCGCCGGAACAAAACCUGAUUGACUAAAACUAACAUGUUAAUAUAAACGUAAAGUAAUUGCCCGUGCAGGUGCCCGUGCAAGAGGUGAGUUUCGAGGGUCGAUUAACCUCCCUGCUUCAGCAUAUUUUCUUUAGUUUUUUCUUUACAUUUUCCGGGAGCAUGUCUCGAACCUCCCCCACCCCCAGUAAUCUUCGAUCACCACAGUCUAGAACCCCCCCCCCCCCCCCGCCCUACUACAAUUUGGGAUGGCAGUAUUUUGACCCUGAUUCAAUAAUAUUAUAAAUCAUGGUGGUACUAGACAAACCAAGGUCACUAGAAUCACUUCAGAUGUUGGGAACUGGAUUAUCUGAGCAAUAAAAUGCAAGUAACACGGGUGGGAAUUGGUGGACUGUAAAAAAGAGGAAAUCUAGAGGGGUCCCAGAAAUUCUUGAAAUUCUAGAUUAAAAUCUGUGUGGAGUAAAGGACGAUUAAAAUGCGAGGAAACGCAAUGUUCCAUGAGAGGAAAACAGCUGA